This is a messenger RNA of Colletotrichum scovillei, 1606 nucleotides long. RefSeq names its product eukaryotic initiation factor 4E. The record is from RefSeq and is a predicted model, not a curated record. Gene Ontology annotation, molecular function: translation initiation factor activity; RNA 7-methylguanosine cap binding. Gene Ontology annotation, biological process: translational initiation. Bases 365 to 1132 code for a protein of 255 amino acids. Gene Ontology annotation, cellular component: eukaryotic translation initiation factor 4F complex. Lineage: Eukaryota; Fungi; Ascomycota; Sordariomycetes; Glomerellales; Glomerellaceae. The transcript has 3 exons.
GCCCCUCGUUGCUACAUUAGGCACCGCCGCACUCCACUCAGCCAACCAACGACCAGCGACCCAAAAAAGCAAGGGCAUCUUAGUCUGGCAGCGUGUAACUUGUCACUGUGUCCCGUCCGCCGUCCCUCUCAAGGUACCUCUCUCGGCCACGCCUACCCGACCCCCGAUCCCCGACCAGGUCCAGCGGGCAAGCGACGCAACAUACGACCUCAACUUCACCUUCGACCGGACACUUGCCUCGCGACUCGACAUUCGACACCUCUUUCCGUCUUCUUGUUGCUGCGACUUCACUUGCCGUUGCCCUUCCUUUGCAUUUCUUUCUCGAUACCCCCUUUCCACCGCCCUCCCAACCACUUCACACGCCAUGGCCGCCAGACCUGCCCUCUUCACCCGUGGCCUGUCGGGGCUUUCCCAGAGCACAACCGACCCCAACUCGCCCAGUGUCAGCUCCCCGGCCGACCAGCGUGACGAUGCGAAGCGCAACUUCCUCAAGGCCAUGCGCCCUCUGCCGACACAACAUUACUGGAAUGUCUACUUUGACAAACAAGCAAAGGACCAGCAAAAGUCGGGCAACGAUGACGAGUACAAGGUGCAGCUGGAACAGCUUGGUUCGCAGAUAGAAUCCGUCCAGGACUUUUGGAAGUACAACAACAACACACCCGUCGAUCAGAUCAAGAUGCGCGAGUCCAUAUACCUCUUCAAGCAGGGCUUCAAGCCCAUUUGGGAGGACCGCCGCAACAUCAACGGCGGCGCCUGGACCUUCCGCGUGCCCAAGAACAUUGGCCCCGAUGUGUGGACUCGCGUUCAGCUUCUUGCCAUUGGCGAGAAGCUGCAGAGCGUACUAGACGACAACGACCAGAUUUGCGGCGUUGGUCUGUCCGUCCGCUUCAACUCCCACCUCAUCUCCAUCUGGCACCGCGACGGCUCCAAGCAAAAAUCCGUCGAUGCUAUCCUGGAAUGCGUACUCGAAGAGCUCCCCGCCGAGCUGCGCCCCAAGGCCGAUAACUACUUCUACAAGCGUCACCAGGACCAUGCCGGCUUCAAGGCGCCCCCCGAGCUUCAAGUCGUUAUCGACUCACAAAAGGCGGCCGCUGACAAGGCCAAGGCUGCGGCCGGAGGUGCGCCGGCUUAGAAGGCCGGCCGCGUCCACCCGCAGUCUGCCCCCUUUUAGGGCCUUGCUGGGGUUUGAGAAAGUCUUUGCUGCGGUUCCGAAGCCAAACAGCGUGGCCUCUGCAUGAAUCCCUCUUCCGAGCCCUUUCUCUUCUCUGCACAAAAGGCAACCCCCAUUCAGUGACGGACGCAGCUGUGAGGAGGAACCUCACUUUGUCUUAAUCUCACCAAACAUACGGGAAUGGGAAUUUAUAUGUGUUUUGUUUUGUUGGGCAAGUCAGGUUAAGUCCGUACUCAAUCUCAAGCCACGGGAACUGGCAAUGCACCAACAUACAAGGAACAAGGCCGGAAUAAGCAUAUGUCAUGGGCGUUUUCUUGUUGUCCUCUUCUUUUAUUAGCAUGGAAAUACAAACUCUCGGGGGCGAUGAAGAUAUCACACCCCACGGGUGCCAUAUGGGCUGCACCGAGAUCAGAUAGAAUCAUCAUUACUACCAGU